GGUCGGUGCGGGGCGAUGCGGGCGGCGGGGCGGCUCGGGAGCGGCGCGGCGCUGUGGCUGCUGCUGGCGGCGCAGGCGGUGGCGGCGAUCGAGCCCAUCAGCGUGGGCAUCGCCAUCGGGGCCGCGUCGGUCAUCACCGGCUACCUCUCCUACCGGGACCUGUACUGUCGCUUCGCCGAGUGCUGCGGCAAGCAGCGGCCGCUCAACGCGACCGCCCUCAAGCUGGAUUUGGAGGAGAAGCUGUUUGGGCAGCAUCUGGCCACAGAGGUGAUUCUCAAGGCGCUGACUGGCUUCAGGAGCAACAACAAUCCCAAGAAACCACUGACUCUUUCCUUGCAUGGCUCGGCUGGCACAGGCAAGAAUUUUGUGAGCCAAAUUGUGGCUGAAAAUCUUCAUGCAAAAGGCCUGAAGAGUUACUUUGUCCACCUGUUUGUGUCGACUCUGCACUUCCCUCACGAGCAGCACAUAAAGCUGUACCAGGACCAGUUACAGAGGUGGAUUCGGGGUAACGUGAGUGCCUGUGCAAGCUCCGUGUUCAUAUUUGAUGAGAUGGAUAAACUGCACCCCGGGGUCAUCGACGCCAUCAAGCCGUUUCUGGACUACUAUGAGCAGGUUGAUGGCGUGUCGUACCGGAAGGCCAUCUUCAUCUUCCUCAGCAACGCAGGCGGAGACCUCAUCACGAAGACGGCCCUGGAGUUCUGGCGGGCGGGAAGGAAGAGGGAGGACAUCCAGCUGAAAGACCUGGAGCACGCGCUGUCGGUGGGAGUCUUCAACAACAAGCACAGUGGCCUGUGGCGCAGCGGACUGAUAGACAAAAGCCUUAUCGACUACUUCAUCCCCUUCCUGCCCCUGGAGUACACGCAUGUGAAGAUGUGUGUGCGGGCCGAGAUGAAGGCCCGUGGUUCCGCCAUAGACGAAGACGUUGUCACCAGAGUGGCAGAGGAAAUGACGUUUUACCCCAAAGGUGAAAAAAUCUACUCCGACAGGGGCUGCAAGACUGUGCAGUCACGGCUGGAUUUCCAGUGAGCUCCAUCCGAGCAGGGUCCGAGGCAGCUGGGAGCUCAGGAGCCAGGGCCCGGCCUUUCAGAAGCAUUCUGAAGAUGUCGUUAGGGUUUGCACAUUUGUACCUGUGGACUUUUGGAAUCUAGAAGUUUCUAAGAGUUGAUUUUUGAUGAGCUGCUAAUCUGCCAAGUGCACUUGUCAUUUUGCAACAUGGUAGCAAUGCAACUGUUGCUGCAGUUGAAGAUGAACUUUUAAAACCCGCUCUCUCCCACUCCUUCUACUGACUUUGCAGAAGUGCCUUCAAACAGCUGUCUGUGUGAGACCCAUGACUGUGGCCCUCAAGCUGCUGUCCCUCCUGAAGUCCAGGGCCUGCUGCAAGCUGGGAGCACUGCUGUCACCUGCCGGAAUCAGGCUUCCGCUCCGGUUCCCUCUUCACAGAGAGCGUCCCGACUUGAAGUAUUUUCAGUGGAGAAUGGUGGUGCCUUCAGGCGCAGGCUGUGUCUGGCGGGAGGACGUGUGGGGUCCUCGUCUGUGCGGCAGCCAGACGGACAGAUCAUCGCUGCCUGGCUGUUGCUCUGCUGCUCGGGGAACCCGCUCGCCUCUCCCUGUGGCACUUCUGAACGUCGGUGACCACCAGCUUCCUCCGCCGCUAGUCGGACUGGAACCAGAGCGUGGGUUUCGGUUUCAAGUCCUUGGUCCCAUGGGGAAAUGUUUGUUACAGCUUAUACUUAGGUCAGUCUCUCGCUAUAACCCACAGAACCACUUGAAAUCCUAGAACACGGUCAUCUCUGUGGAGAUGGGGUCAGCUUGCAGACUCUGCAUUGCCAAAGAGGAAGUAUCCUACACUAGAAACACUGGAGUUUUCAAAGAUGAGUAUGUAUGUGUGUGUGUAUAUAUAUAUGUACAUAUAUAUAUACACACACACACAUACACACAUAUAUUUUAAUAUAUUUUUGGUUGAUUUUAGAGCGAAAGAGAGGGAGAGAUAGAAACAU
Molecule: messenger RNA, 1997 nt
Organism: Myotis lucifugus (little brown bat)
Lineage: Eukaryota; Metazoa; Chordata; Mammalia; Chiroptera; Vespertilionidae
Product: torsin-1B
Exons: 5
Coding region: 16-1026 (336 amino acids)
Biological process (GO): protein localization to nucleus; nuclear membrane organization
Cellular component (GO): endoplasmic reticulum; nuclear envelope; endoplasmic reticulum lumen
Molecular function (GO): ATP binding; ATP hydrolysis activity; kinesin binding
Source: RefSeq, a predicted model, not a curated record